UACUAUCUGUAGUGCAUGUGUUAGUCGAUAUGACAUCGCUGCGGUAUUCGCAUGUGCCUGCGUUGUCAUCCGGCGACAAAUUAUCCACCAUUAGACUAUGGUUCUAUGGAGUAUCGUCUGCACAUCUGGCUGCAACAGCUGUUGUGACACUAACUAUAGAUAUGACACAAGAUGACGAUCCUAAAGUCAGGAUAUACUGGUACGUGAGGUGGUUAUUGUUAACAUGCUGGAUUAAUCUCGUGAUGUUAUUUUAUCUCCCAGUAAGUUUUUACUGUGAAUGGAAACAAAGAUACAGCAAGUAUACUCAGUAUGUUCAAGCCUUGGAUAGAUUACGAGAUAUUGCUAUGACUGGUAUCAUUUUCCCAUGUACGUUGUGUUGUGAUAUUUGGUUUUGGUGUCUAUGGAAUACGGACCGUAAGUUGAUUGCUACAGAGCGAAUAUUCGAUUACCUGCCAGAAUGGGCUCAGCAUUCCCUGCACACUGUCUCUGCGCUUGUAAUUGUGCUGGACCUAGUACUCGUGCCCCGGCGAAGGCCACCUUCACUGAAGCCUGGUUUAGUGGCUUUAUUUGCUUUCACCACUCUUUACUCUAUUGCAAUCAUACUUAGCAGCAGCCUAACGGAAUAUCAUGCGUAUGAGUUUUUUGCAAGAAGCAAUAUUAUACAAAUUAUAUUUAUAUUAUUGUUCGGCACUUUGCAGAUAUUAAUCGUGUAUUAUUUACAGUGGUUUUUUAUUGAUUUUGUAUGGAGUUCUAGAUUAAAUAAAGUUAAGAAUUAACAAA
Messenger RNA from Galleria mellonella (greater wax moth), 780 nucleotides. RefSeq names its product androgen-induced gene 1 protein-like. The coding region runs from base 30 to 776 and encodes 248 amino acids. Gene Ontology annotation, cellular component: endomembrane system; membrane. The record is from RefSeq and is a predicted model, not a curated record. The transcript has 4 exons. NCBI's taxonomy places the organism in Eukaryota, Metazoa, Arthropoda, Insecta, Lepidoptera, Pyralidae.